UAGCCACGCGAUUUAUGCAGAAUCGCUGAGUAACCGGACAACUCUAGCGGUUUGGCCAUGACUGACAGUGACGUCUCUUCAUUUGCCCCUCUGGUGGUUCUGGAACUGGCCGACAACACUAAGGAGGAGGCCAUCACUUGGUUGCUAAGCAGGAUAAGAGACAAACAGCAAAACGGAGGUGCUGAGUUGCUGGUGGAGCAGCUGCUGGUUGGAGUACAGGAUGGAAAGAAGUGUAACCCCAACGUCUUCAUCGUGGGCUCUACGUGGCAAAGGCUUCUAAACGGAGCCGAAGAUGUCGGCCUCUUCAAAGAGUUUAAUGAUGGCUCGAUGCGCGGGUUCACCUACGCCAACAGGGAAAACUUCAAAGACUUCAAAGGUGACGGUGAUGGGUUUCUCAGUAUGGCUGAAUGUCAGUACAUCAUUAAGCACGAGCUGGACACGCUGAGAGCGAAAGACGAGGCCCACGUGCCCGGGUACCCCAACGCGAAACUCUACCCUGGGAAGUCUGUCAUUCGUAGAUUGCAAUCCAAGAGGAUCCUAGAGCAGGUUUUUCCCCUGCACGACAAAGAGGAACUGAAAAAGCUGUCCUUCUCGUGGUACAAAAAAGUCAAGCUGUCAUUUCAACCACUCGAUGAUGUCAGACGCUACUUUGGCGAGGGGCUGGCUCUCUACUUUGGUUUUUUGGAAUACUUCACGUUCGCCUUGGUGCCUAUGGCUGUCAUUGGCCUGCCUUACUACCUGUUUGACUGGGAGGACUAUGACAAGUAUGUGCUGUUUGCCAUCUUUAACCUGAUCUGGUCCACGGUCUUCCUGGAGGUGUGGAAGCGCAGCAGUGCCCAGAUGGCCUACAGCUGGGGCACGCUCAGUCGGAAGAAGGCGUUUGAGGAACCCAGACCGAGUUUCCACGGCGAGCUGGGGUUAAACCCAGUCACGGGCCGCGAGGAACCUAUAUACCCCAAUACGAGACGGCAGCUGAAAAUCUAUCUGGUAUCUCUUCCGUUCGUUCUGCUGUGUCUCUACCUGUCCCUGUAUGUGAUGAUGAUCUACUUUGACAUGGAGUUUUGGGCUAUUGGUGUGUAUGACGAGAGCCCCAACUUCUGGACCAGCAUCCUCCUCUUCAUUCCCAGCAUUAUCUACGCUGUUGUCAUAGAGAUCAUGAACCUUCUGUACCGUUACGCCGCCGAGUUCCUCACGCACUGGGAAAAUCACAGGCUUGAAUCGACCUAUCAGAAUCAUCUGGUGCUUAAAGUGUUGGUGUUCAAUUUCUUCAACUGCUUUGCCUCGUUGUUCUAUAUCGCCUUCAUCAUGCAAGACAUGGCGCUCCUGAGACAGAGUCUCGCCACUUUGCUCAUCACCUCUCAGAUACUGAACCAGGUCAUGGAGGCCUUCCUCCCAUACUGGCUCCAGAGGAGACACAAUAAAAAGGUUCAUAAGAGGAUGAGGAAGAUGAUGGGUGAUAAAGAGCUGCCUCUGCUGGAGCAGGUUCAGCUGGAGACCGACAUGAACACGUACCUCGGUACAUUCGAUGACUACCUGGAGCAGUUCCUGUUGUUUGGCUACGUUAGCCUGUUCUCCUGUGUGUACCCUUUGGCUGCCUUGCUGGUUGUCCUUAACAACAUCACCGAAGUCUACUCUGACGCCUUUAAGAUGUGCCACGUGUUUAAGAGGCCCUUCACUGAACCCGCCUCAGACAUAGGAGUUUGGCAGCUCGCAUUUGAGACAAUGAGUGUUAUCGCCGUGGUGACCAACUGUGCCUUGAUUGGUCUGUCUCCUCAAGUGAAGGCCUACUUCCCCGAGUCGGACACCCAGCUCAUUCUCACCGUGGUGGCGGUGGAGCAUAUUCUCCUGGCCUUCAAAUUCAUCCUGGCGUUCGUGAUCCCAGACGUCCCCAAACACAUCCAAAUCAGACUGGCACGACUGGAGUUUGAGUCCCUGGAGGCCCUCAAGAAACGAAAAAUGCUGGAAGCCGCGGAGAUCUCAAAGACAGAUAAAUGAAGAGGAUCCACUUGGUCAGCAGCUCCAGCACUGAUAGGACAGGCGCUCCUCUCCACGUCUUAGGAAACCAUGGUUGAAGAUGUUUACAUACACGAUAGAAUCUGGGUUCAAGUAUACAGUCUACCUGAUCAGGCGCCUCUGCAAACGCUAAACAAAAAUCUGCUUGCUCACCAUUCACAAAGACCUUGUAAGCAACAUCUGAACAGGUUAGAUUAUUGGGUUGUUUUGUUUUUUCCCCCCCUUGGUUGUUUGCUAGAUGUUUUAUGUUGUCCCUGCGGGGAAAUUGGUUUGUGUGAGUUUUCGUAGUUUGAAAGCUUGCAAAACCAAUCAAAAUGUGUCAUUGACCUUCACCUGAGCAUGCUCUGAAGCUGUAAUGUAACUGACAAAAACAUUAGGACAAGUGAAGGGCUGUUGUAAAUACAGGAGCUAUGUGGAGACCUUGUAUUUUAGUGUUGCGUGAGAGCUGGACAGAGUGUGUAUCUCUAAUGAGCACUCAUUUGGCUCCGCGUCCAGAGUCUGUUUAAUUUGCUCAGUGCUGUUGCGGCGAUGGAGCAGGGUCAUUAGCUGAUAUGGUUGUUUCAUGAGAACAUUAUGAGAUAGAAAAUAUGGAGCGGCU
Messenger RNA from Chanos chanos (milkfish), 2611 nucleotides. RefSeq names its product anoctamin 10a (gene ano10a). The transcript is spliced from 14 exons. Bases 58 to 1995 code for a protein of 645 amino acids. The record is from RefSeq and is a predicted model, not a curated record. Gene Ontology annotation, biological process: chloride transmembrane transport. Gene Ontology annotation, cellular component: plasma membrane. NCBI's taxonomy places the organism in Eukaryota, Metazoa, Chordata, Actinopteri, Gonorynchiformes, Chanidae. Gene Ontology annotation, molecular function: chloride channel activity.